Molecule: messenger RNA, 3259 nt
Organism: Hippopotamus amphibius kiboko
Lineage: Eukaryota; Metazoa; Chordata; Mammalia; Artiodactyla; Hippopotamidae
Gene: BHLHE41
Product: basic helix-loop-helix family member e41
Exons: 5
Coding region: 1668-3119 (483 amino acids)
Biological process (GO): anterior/posterior pattern specification; regulation of transcription by RNA polymerase II; circadian regulation of gene expression
Cellular component (GO): nucleus
Molecular function (GO): DNA-binding transcription factor activity, RNA polymerase II-specific; protein dimerization activity; RNA polymerase II cis-regulatory region sequence-specific DNA binding
Source: RefSeq, a predicted model, not a curated record
AUGAAUGUGUCGGGGAUCACCCGGGAGAAUGCAGGAAGAAAAGGCGUUUGGUUUGAUAUCUGUCUACCUGUAUAGAGAGAUUAAUAUCUAUUCUCUCCAUCCCCGCCGUGGCAGACCCGAGUGGCGGCAGCCGGGCCGGAGACCUGGGAGUCCCGCAGGACGCGCUUUCCCCACCCCGGCCUCCAAGGCCCCUUGCCCUCCGCUGCUCCAGGCGGCAGGGGCAGUGCGCAACUGCGGGCACCUCCGGGUGACUCUCACUAGCAGUGAGUCACGCUCCCGGGAUGCCUCUGGGGAAAGGUAGCUCGGCUCGUGCUGGCCUGUGCUUUCCCCGCGCCGGGAGCCGCGGCUGCUGGGCGGGCGAGCGCGCGCGCGCGCACGGCUUCUCCGCGCAGUGAUGUGGCAGCAGCCGCGGGUCGGAUCACGUUGCUGGCCCUGUGCUGGUACCGGUUUGAGACAGGAUUAAGGAGGGAGGCUGUGGCGGUGCCAGCGGUAGUAAACGUGGGCUCUGCACACUCCCGGCGUCGCUUAUCGCACGAGGGGGGAGGGGGCGAGGAAAGCACGCAGCGCCACCCAAGGCGCGGAGGGGCGGCGGAGUUUCGCCCUCGAGUGAUACUGCUGCAUUGCUUCUCCGCGGUAGCCCCUCUCGUGCCACCCCAUCCUCUCCCCGUCCCUCCCCGCCGCGUUCCUCGGGGAACGCCAGAGGCCCCAAACGUCGUCAUCUGCGGCUGUGAUUAGUGGCACCGCAAUUCCGGCUGCUGCGGGAAGUUUGGGUGGCCCAGGGACACCGUGUGGCCGCAAGACACUUGGAUUGCGACAUUCUGACCCACUGGCUACAUUUUCAUGUAUUUUAAAUCCUUCACAGGGAGCGGAUUUCAGGUUGUCCCUUUUCGGGGCAACCUCCAAUCAGGGCUAAGGGGUACCCCCGGCCACCGAGCGGUGAGCAAACAAGUCUCUAAAUAGUCCUUUGGGACUGAAGUUGACCCACCGCGAAUUCUCUUUCUCUUUCCUUUUUCUGGUCCAAACCAACAGCACAGUCGCUGGAAAAGCAAAAAGCCACGUUCACGUUCCUGAACCGUAAUGACGGACGGAUUGAGGGAGUCGCACUUCCGAGCCCAGGAAGCCCUGGCUGCCCCGCACCCCCGGCGCCCCCUCCCACUCCCCAAGCGGACAGCACUGCCCUCGGGAAGAUGAAUAGCUUGGCUGAAGUUGUUUUUCCUUUCCGGUGGCCCUGAUCAGGUGUCCCCGCCCCCUCCCGCCGUUCGCCUUCCCUCGCAGCCUUCUCCCGACGCCCCCUCCCGGCCCGGCCCCUCCUCCCCCGCCCCCCUCCGGGCUGGACCGCGGAUGGUACGUUCCGCACGUGAGCUGGGUGCUGGUCUGGCCGGCGACGCGCGUGCCCUGUGGCCAAACACUGCCCGGAGUGAGAGCAAACUACCAGCGCAGUGGGGCUGGCGCGAGUGUGCGUGCGUGUGUGUGCGUGUGUGUGCGAGAGAGCGAGCGCGGUGGGAGGGGGGGACCAACUGCUUCACACUUUCAACACUGCACUGAAGAGGGAGAGAGAGAGAGACUGGAGACGUACAGAUCCCCCAAGAUCUCCCAAAGCUACCGUCCCACAGAUUAUAGAACAGAACCCCAAAAAUCGAAACAGAGGAAACGGACAGCGAUUGAACAUGGACGAAGGAAUUCCUCAUUUGCAAGAGAGACAGUUACUGGAACAUAGAGAUUUUAUAGGACUGGAUUAUCCCUCUUUGUAUUUGUGUAAGCCCAAAAGGAGCAUGAAGCGAGACGAUAGCAAGGAUACCUACAAAUUGCCGCACAGAUUAAUAGAAAAGAAACGAAGAGACCGAAUUAAUGAAUGCAUUGCCCAGCUGAAAGACUUACUGCCCGAACAUCUAAAGUUGACAACUCUGGGGCAUCUGGAGAAAGCGGUAGUCUUGGAAUUAACUUUGAAACACUUAAAAGCUUUAACAGCCUUAACGGAGCAGCAGCAUCAGAAGAUAAUUGCUUUACAGAAUGGGGAGCGAUCUCUGAAAUCGCCCAUUCAGUCCGACUUGGAUGCGUUCCACUCUGGAUUUCAAACAUGCGCCAAAGAAGUCUUGCAAUACCUCGCCCGGUUUGAGAGCUGGACGCCCAGGGAGCCGCGGUGUGUCCAGCUGAUCAACCACUUGCACGCCGUGGCCACCCAGUUCUUGCCCACCCCCCAACUGCUGACUCAACAGGUUCCUGCGAGCAAAGGCACCGGCGUGCCCUCGGCGGCCGCCCCCGCCGGGUCCGGGGCCGCCCCCGGCCUGGAGCGCGCCGGGCAGAAGCUGGAGCCCCUCGCCCACUGCGUGCCGGUCAUCCAGCGGACUCAGCCCAGCGCCGAGCUCGCCGCCGAGAACGACACGGACACUGACAGCGGCUACGGUGGCGAGGCCGAGGCCCGGCCGGACCGCGACAAGGGCAGAGGCGCGGGGGCGAGCCGCGUCACCAUCAAGCAGGAGCCCCCCGGGGAGGACUCGCCGGCGCCCAAGAGGAUGAAGCUGGAUUCCCGCGGCGGCGGCGGCCCGGGAGGCGGCGCGGCGGCGGCGGCGGCCGCGCUCCUGGGGCCCGACCCGGCCGCCGCGGCCGCUCUGCUGAGACCCGACGCCGCCCUCCUCAGCUCGCUGGUGGCGUUCGGCGGAGGCGGGGGCGCUCCCUUCGCGCAGCCCGCGGCCGCCGCGGCCCCCUUCUGCCUGCCCUUCUACUUCCUCUCGCCUUCGGCGGCCGCCGCCUACGUGCAGCCCUUCCUGGACAAGAGCGGCCUGGAGAAGUACCUGUACCCGGCGGCGGCCGCCGCCCCGUUCCCUCUGCUGUACCCCGGCAUCCCCGCCCCGGCCGCCGCCGCCGCCGCUGCCGCCGCCGCCGCCGCCGCCGCCUUCCCCUGCCUGUCCUCCGUGCUGUCGCCCCCUCCCGAGAAGGCGGCCGCCGCCGCCGCCGCCGCCGCGACCCUCCUGCCGCACGAGGUGGCGCCCCCUGGGGCGCUGCACCCCCCGCACCCGCACGGCCGCACCCACCUGCCCUUCGCCGGCCCCCGGGAGCCGGGGAACCCGGAGAGCUCUGCUCAGGAAGAUCCCUCGCAGCCAGGAAAGGAAGCCCCCUGAACCCUCGCUCCCCUCAGGAGGGAGCAGGGUGCACGCGGAAUAACGCUGUUAAGUUAAAACGCCCUUUCACGUUUUUAAAGGAGGAAGUGUAAGAGAUGCACGACAGGCUUUUUUAAAAAAACAAAAACAAAAAACAAAAA